AUGCGGAGCUCCGCCGCCGUGCUGCAGCUCCUCUCCCGGGCGGCCAAGCACGCCGUUGCCCAGGGCGCCCGGCAGGACCUGAGCCGCUGGCUGCCCCGCCUGGCCGCCGCCCCGCAGCCCGGCGACGCGGCGGGGAGGCCCGGGGGCGCGGGGGGGCUGUGCUUCGGGGAGCAGAACGGGCUCGCCCCCCCCGCCCAGGGCCCGCCGGCGGAGGGGCUGCUGUGCCCGCUGCCCGAAGGCGGGCCGGGCGAGGGCCGGGCGUGGCGCUGGUCGUGCUGCCUGCUGGGCCCCUGCUGGUGCAAGAGCUGCGUGAGCGCCUGCUUGGUGGCGGCCCUGUGCUUCGCCUCGCUGGCCCUGGUGCGCCAGCACCUGCGCGGCCUGAUGCUCUGGGCCGAGGGCCUGGACAGCCUGGCCGGCGUGCUGCUCUUCACCGUGGGCUUCGUGGUGGUCUCCUUCCCCUGCGGCUGGGGCUACAUCCUGCUCAACGUGGCCGCCGGCUACCUCUACGGCUUCGUGCUGGGCAUGGGCCUCAUGGUGCUGGGGGUCCUCGUCGGCACCUUCGUCGCCCACGUGGCCUGCAGGAAGCUGCUGGCCCGGUGGGUGCAGGCCCGGAUCCAGGGCAGCGAGAAGCUCAGCGCAGUCAUCCGCGUGGUGGAGGGAGGAAGCGGCCUCAAGGUGGUGGCCUUGGCCAGGCUCACCCCGAUACCCUUCGGGCUUCAAAACGCAAUCUUCUCUAUAACAGAUCUCUCGCUACCUAACUACCUGAUGGCUUCUUCCAUUGGAUUACUUCCAACUCAGCUCUUAAACUCCUAUUUGGGCACCACUUUGCGCACAAUGGAGGAUGUUAUUGCAGAACAAAGUGUUAGUGGUUAUUUCAUAUUUAGUUUACAGAUUCUAAUAAGUAUAGGCCUCAUGUUUUAUGUUGUCCACCGGGCUCAAGUGGAGCUGAAUGCGGCCAUUGUUGCAUGUGAAAUGGAAAUGAAGACAUCGCUUGUUCAAAGCAGUCAUUCAAGCAACAGUAGUUCAGCAUUUUGCAACAAGAGGACGCUUGCAUUUUCUGGAGGAGGAAUCAAUAUUGUAUGACUUCUCCUCUGCCCC
Euleptes europaea (tarantolino) is the source of this 1098-nucleotide messenger RNA. It is a transcript of the gene TMEM64, whose product is annotated as transmembrane protein 64. The coding region runs from base 1 to 1083 and encodes 360 amino acids. NCBI's taxonomy places the organism in Eukaryota, Metazoa, Chordata, Lepidosauria, Squamata, Sphaerodactylidae. The transcript is spliced from 3 exons. The record is from RefSeq and is a predicted model, not a curated record.